AUGCCGUCUCCUGCGACACCCAAACGCCCCUCCAACAGUGGAGGCACUGCGAAGGCCAAGUCACUGGACAUUGGAGAGCCCUUGGGCGUCCACGAUACAAACACCGUUCGCUCUCGAGUACGGAAAUGGCAACAACAAGGCGGCGGAGUGAUCACGGUCGAUGACGUCUGCGCAGAAGAAGAUGAAAAUGCCACGAAGCCCAAACCGAAGCCAGCCAAAGCCAAACCAGAAAAGCUAGAGCGACCGAAGGAAACCCCGCCCGCGGUAAGGAAGCGCAGCCACAGUACGCCGCGCAAACGAGUGAUUAGCGACGAACACUGGAAAAAGACACGAAAUCGAGCCUCGACGCAAUCUUCGUCACGUAACCUACCUCCGCCCAAGCGCAUUUCCGAAUAUACCACGAAUGAUGGACAGCCGAGAGCCUCGCGAUCGAGACGCAACGACAGCGAAGAUGAGCGAGACGUUCCUCGACUCUCAAAGCGAAGCUCUGGGGCGGGCCCCAGAUCUCCAGUUCGAGACUCGAUGCCCAGCACUCGCAAUAUCCACAUAAUCACCGAGAGCGACUACGAGACAGACAGCGGCAAGCCCGGGGCGGCCUCAGAGCUUUCGGAUAGGCACAGGAACCGAUCGCCUCCCCCGCAGAUGCGUGGGCAGCGAGCGAAGCAGACUUCUCCGAGUUGUCAAAGAGGCGUGCUCGCGAAGAUGUUUGGGAAGCCUGAGCCAGAACCACCCAGACCUACGCCGACUCCAACCGCAGGCCGUGGAGCCAAAAUUGAGGCGUGGCUGUCUGAGACACCAGACCCCUUUCUGGACGAAGUCGAGAACAAAAGUGAUCUGCCAGCCCCAUUGGAUCUGAAGUCAGGCCGAGCAAGGCGGUCGAAAAGACUUGCAGAUGGAGAGCUACAGACUGGCACUGAGUCUGAACCAUCUGUGAUCAGUGAUUCUCGCCCGAAGAGCGCCGUGAGUCGACACUCGAAAGGCAAGGAGAGCAUUUCUUCGACCGACAAGUCAUCCAAGUCCCAAGAGCCUGAAACAGGCGAGGGAUCAAACCGAUCAAGUAUAGACAAGAGCUCAAAGUCAUCUACUAAGAUCAAGGAAGAGAAGCCGAUUCAGGACAAGCCGUUCGAAGAAAGCAUCGCACCCUCAGAAUCCGAGACCCAGCUCUUGUCAGAAGAAUCAGAAGUUUCGGGCCAUAAUGCACCUGUGCCACUUGGAAACAGCAAACCUUUCCCUAGUACUGGUUAUCAUAGACUGUCGACAAUCGCCUCGGUUGAAACUCUCAGCACUACUGUUACGGAUGGAGCUGCACCCGCACCCAAAAAGGGAACGAACGACAAACACCAGUCGAAGAUCGUUGAGGAAGCAGAAGAAGCAGAAGAAGCAGAGAAGGAUGACCAGUUUGAUCCUGAAUCCCUCCCUGUCGUGUCGUCCCAGUUGAAACGACGACUCACAAAUCAUAAUGAUCUGAUGUCUGUUUUGUCCAUUUCGACAUCCCGAAGGGGAAGCACUCGAUCUAAUCGCAGUAUCCGUACCAAUAAGAGUCGAUUGGCACACGCCACCGUUGACGAUCUGCUUCAAGAGCUCGUGGGUGACGAGACAAAGUACAUGCGGGAACUGAAGACAUUGGUCGGAGGUGUCAUUCCAGUACUUCUGACUUGUGUGCUCUCUAGAUCUGACUCUGCAAUUGCUGCAGGUCUUUUCCGCCCGUCUCUGGACCCCGAAGAUGAUGUGAACUUCUCAAAGCCCAUUGUCAACAUGGGUGUUGCAAUUGAGCGCUUGAAGAACCUGCACAAGCGGAUCCCUCAAGAUAACGCGGAUGCACUGCUUACCUGGGCACAAGGUGCCCAGAGAGUUUAUCGCGAGUACCUGAAGGCAUGGCGACUUGGUUUCAAAGAUGUCAUUGUCAAUCUCGCUCCCCUUGAAGAGGACGAGUCCUCUCAAAACGCGGACACAAAGAGCCUAGACGAAGGCCUGGAGCGGGACGAGAAUGGCGAUAUCAUCGAUAGCAACGGAGAAAAAGUCGAUGUCGCCUAUCUCCUGAAGCGGCCUCUAGUGCGACUCAAGUACUUGGCUAAGAGCUUCAAGGGCAUUAACCUGCUGGCACCAUCCACCAAGGCCGAGGAAAUGGCCACAGCUUACCAGAGUCUUGUCUACGAUGCUCGAAAACGUGUUCGAGACGAACGAUCGAGAUUGGAAGAUGACUCUGCUGCUAGUAUUGAUCCAACCCGUACUAGGGACCCCAUGACGUUGGGUGUCCUCCGAGGUAUAGCUAUUGAUCAGACUCGCCAUGUUCGAGCGCGCGAUUUCUUCAACCUAUCUCUAUACCACUCUAGUGGUCAGCUGGUGGACUGCCGGGCCGAGCUGUUAUACCGAGACAACCCUUCAAGCAAAGGACCCGGAGGUGAUCUACUCAUUUGUGAGAUUGACCACUCCGAUCGUUGGUUGCUUUUCCCUCCUAUGGAUGUGCGAUGUGUCUCAGCUCGCAGGGGGGAAUCCAGGCAAGAGAUUGUGAUCAUGCUGCGUAGUGCUCCUGGGGAUACGACCAAGUACUGGCAAGAACUGAUCUCACUCCGCAUUGACGAAGAAGAAGUCGGAGCUGAGUGGGUACAAUUGCUUGGUUCGGACCCUAUUCCACCGUCAAUCUGCCGAAGUCAAAGCUUCAUCAGUCGAGCUAAGCAGAAUAAGGCCCGCAAGCCUACCGCCAGUGGCUCACCCCCUAGGUCCAAUUACAAUGACGUUGAUGUUCCGAUCGGCGAGAAGGCCACUGGACGACGUCGCUCAUUGACUCCAAAGGAACAUUUCUCGGAGCCCAGUACUGUCAGCUCUGCUACCGACGCAAGAAGCUCUUUGUACUCUACCGCCACCCGAGAGACUGACUACACCACCGGAGGAUCAGAUUUGUCCGCAAAGCCAUCCCGGCCUGAUCUGCCUCUACUUCCUUCUACUGAUCCUCGGAACUCGCCUACUAGCCCCGAGAAAUCGUCCGCGGGACUCAAACGAUCCAAAGCCAAGAGAUUUUCGCGCUAUGGCGAAAUCCCAGCUUCGGAGACUGCAUCCCAACAGACUGUUGUAUCCGACAAGCCUGAUGACAGCACUGUUGCAUCUUCACCAGCAGCUACACCCGCACCGAGCACCCCAGCGGCUAUUACGCCAACAGCCAGCAGAUUCUACGGUGGUGAGAUGACUGAUUCUGCGGACGCUCGCUCUCCAAGUCAAAAACCCUCGAGAAUCCCUCAGAAAACCCCACAGAAGUCACCGCAGAAGACACCUGCUAGAGAGUCGCCCGAACCCGAAUCACCAAGGGUAUCAUCUGUGCCGUCAGCCGUUCUUCCUUUGAUCCCCAAGAUCCGAACUCCCAGUAGUCAGACCCAUCUGUCUACCCCAACAACUGUUGAUGACGACGAGGAAGAUUAUCCUCCACUGGAUGCGCUCCCAGAGCGCGAAAUUCCAGAAACACCCACAAGAUCCAAGAGGAAGAAGUCUCGCAGGAGACACAAGUCAUCCGAUGACAGUCCUCCGCCUCCCCCACCUCAUCGCUCACCCAGCCCUUCCACUGGCAAGCGUUCCAGUACUCCAGUCCUCACUUCUAGCAGUGGUGGACUCAAACGUCGUGGCUCCUCUCCGCUGAAGCACGAAUAUGAGCCUUCAACCGCUUCGGACUACACAGAGACCGAUUCAGAUGCGUCAACCGUCCGACACUACUCCUACUCCUCGUCUGAGUACUCUCGAUCCGCUGGGUCGUCCGAUUCGGAGGACGACUAUUCAUCCGUGUCUGAUGAAGAUGAAGAUUAUCAAGACACCCCCAAGGCUAGAGCGGCUGAAUCGACUCUUGAAGGCAGCUCUCUCUCGCCCUCUAACUCUGCUUCACAAGGAGGAUACCGUGCCGUGCCACUGCAGCCAACCAAGACAUCCAAAACAGUUGCAGGUGUUUUCGCCUGGUCCGAAAAAGGAAGCUGGGAGACUCUGCUUCCUGAGGAUUGUGAUAUUAUUGUCAGCCCUGGUCUAAUUGAAGCCUUCAAGAUGGGAUCUGAUCCCAAUUCCUCAUCAAGGCCGCUGAUUUCUCUCGAACUUACGCCACUCGUUCCGAUUCGUCGUGGCACUGCCAUCGACAUCAGCAUUCGCUCUCCCCCCACUGAGCGGUCCAAGAUCACAACCAGUAAUAACAUCAUGUUCCGCUCGCACAGCCCCGAUGACUGCGAUGCACUCUACGGCCUGAUCAACCAAGCAAGAAUCAACAACCCGACCUACAUUGCUCUCCAAAACGCCCGUGGACCAUUCACCGGCCACCCCGUUGCAUCCUUCGAGCCUGCCACGAAGAACGGUGGAGGCCUCUUCGGCUGGCCCCGCCGCAGAAAGAGCUACCGCGCCUCAAGCUCCCCCGCUCUCUGGCCGAAGGAUCCGAAAGCAGUCAAGAUGUUCAACAUCUCCCGUUCGACAAUCGAAUCCCGCGCCGGCCGUGAAGACAGCCUCCACUCCGGCUCCGGCGAUUCUGGCACCAACCCAUCCCCCAAUUCAGGAAUCGGCCGUAUCGCAGCAGCAAUCAAGGGUGCAGACGGUAUCGGACUCUCGAACGCCAAGAUCCGCCUGUACGCCCGUGAAUCCGCCUCCAAAUGGCGCGACAUGGGCGCCGCCCGCAUGACCAUCAUGCCCGCCCCGCCCAAAUCCCCCUCUCGCCCAGGUACAGCCGUCAGUGGCCGCAGCGAUAGCAGUAUACAGAGGGGUGAUACCGACGGCGCGAGCGGUAGCUCCCCACCCGCCUCAGGGGCAGCAUCUCCACGCCGCGGCGUUGAGACCGAGAAACGCAUUGUCAUUCGGGGCAAGACUCGCGGCGAGACUCUAUUAGAUGUCUGUCUAGGCGAGAGUGCCUUUGAGCGCAUUGCUCGUACGGGCAUUGCCAUUUCCAUUCGCGAAGAGAAUGAAGACGGAUCCGUGGCGAAGAAGGGUGGUGUUGCGACGGGUUCUGGCAAGAUUUUCAUGAUUCAAAUGAAGAGUGAAGCCGAGGCGGCUUAUACCUUUGGGCUUGUUGGCAAGCUUAGGUAUUAG
Penicillium nucicola is the source of this 5043-nucleotide messenger RNA. RefSeq lists its product as uncharacterized. Gene Ontology annotation, cellular component: site of double-strand break; nucleus. The record is from RefSeq and is a predicted model, not a curated record. Lineage: Eukaryota; Fungi; Ascomycota; Eurotiomycetes; Eurotiales; Aspergillaceae. Bases 1 to 5043 code for a protein of 1680 amino acids. The transcript is spliced from 3 exons.